AUGUCGCCUAAGAGUGUGCCGCUACAAGUGGGUUUAGUGAAGUGUGAUCAUCUUCACCACCGGUACCAGGAGCUCCUCAAUGCCCAUUCCCAUUCCGGUUUAUUUGCUCACCCUUGCACACAGCUGGCCAUUAAUGUGACCCUCCUGGCGACGAAUCAAACCUUGCGGAAGCCUCCGUUUAUUAUAGUCCACGAGCCGGGCAGCUUUCCCGUCGACAACUACGGCCAUUAUCUCUACCUGGAGAUGAAGCCAGCCAAGCAUAGGUACGUGUUCUACUUGAAGACCAAUGUAGAGCUACUGGGCACACGUCUCAACCCCUGCAGCCGAGUGCCCAUCCAACUGCUUGGCUUCAACUACACAUACAACCUGGUGAGUCGUUCUUCUUCCCUACCUUUCCUAUCUUUUCAUUGUCGUUCCUCUCUGUUGCCUUGGCAACCUUGGUAUCUGUUCUUUCUUCUGGGUGUAGUCGUUAUCAGUGAGGCAGUACAGUUCCCAUUUAUCUAUCAUCGUAUAGCCCAAUUGUGCCUCCAACUCUUGGAGGCUUUGCGUGCAUAG
Protopolystoma xenopodis is the source of this 555-nucleotide messenger RNA. NCBI's taxonomy places the organism in Eukaryota, Metazoa, Platyhelminthes, Monogenea, Polystomatidea, Polystomatidae. The record is from the annotation of a GenBank genome assembly.